GAAGUCGUUUCUCAAAACUUAUCUCUUAAUCUAAUAUUUUAAUUUGAUAAUUUUGCAUAAUUACUGUUUUAUAAUAAACUACAUUUAUAAUAAUUUUGACUUAAAUUUAAUAGAAAUUAGAAUAAUUAAUAUUGGUCCUUAGAAUAAAAAUUUCACUGUAAUAUCAAAUUGAAGUUUUAAUUUUAGAAAUAGGUUUAGAGAAACAGUAUCUCAGAAUCAACUCCUCUGCUAUUUACAUUACUUUUAAAUUUUUUAUACUUAUUACGUUUUUCAGUUAUUUAUAUUGCAUAUAAAAUAACCUCUUGCAUAUGAAAUUGCGAAUGCAUCAUGGCUAGUGAAGAACAUAAAGAAAUUGCUGAAUUUUUGAAAAAUGUUCACUUAUCGCUUAGAAAAUCCUCUGCAAAAAUAGGUGCAGAAAAAGCCUGGUUAGAACACUGCAAGAAUCAAGACAUACUUAAAACUUAUGCACACUACAUGGAAAAAUUAGCAACUAUUCACUGGCAAGCAAGUUCUAACAGUGCAUUAACCGAUGCUACGUCUCGCAUUACAUGGUCAGCAGAUGUAUGUUUUGAUUACUUUAUCAGUAAAUCAUUUAUGAAAUACAGACAUAAAGAACAUGAAAUUGCAGAAAAACUAAAUAUCCCGUUUAAUAUGGAUGAAUCCUUUACGUACCCUAUGAAACUUAUUGAUGUGGGAAGUUGUUAUAAUCCUUUCAAAAUAUAUGAUUUCUUUGAUGUGUUAGCUAUUGAUUUAUAUCCUGCAAAUGAUUCUGUACAACAAUGUGACUUUUUACAUGUUUCUAUUGGUAAUACCGUUUCUAUUGACAAUAAUAAAGUGAAACAAUUAAAAGAAGAUUAUUUUGAGGUAGUUACAUUUUGUUUCCUUUUAGAGUAUAUCCCUAGUUCUAAACUAAGGAUCAAAGCCUGUGAGAAUGCUUACAAGCUAUUAAAACCUGGUGGUCUGUUAAUAAUAAACACACCAGAUUCAAAGCAUGUUGGAGCAAACUAUAAAAUUAUGAAAUGUUGGAGGUAUACAUUGUCCUGUAUUGGAUUUACUAGAAUCAAGUAUGAGAAAUCAAAACACAUGCACAGUAUGGCAUUUAGGAAAGCUCUGUGUAAAGAUACAGCAGUACGGUGGGCAAAAAUAUAUAAGGAACCUUAUAUGGAAUAUGUUAUACAUAUACCACAAGAUUCUCGUAAGGACAAUGAAACUGUGUCGAUAGCAGCAUCAACUGAAAUUUGUCUAGAUGAUUUUAUGGAGCUACCUUUCUUCAAUGUGUAAAUUAGUUUAAAUAUUUCAUAAGUCACUAUUCCAUCAUAUAGUCUAUUGGCUUGUUUACCACUCCCAGUUUUAUAAAAAUCUUGAUUGAAAAAAAUAUCCAGAAUUAUUUCUAGUUCAUCAGCAUAUCAGCUAUUAACCAUCAAUAUGCAAUAUAAUGUAACGUAAUGAAAAUAUAAACAACUAUGUAAGACUGUUUGUUGAUAGCCAAAUGAUUUGUUACUAAUUUCAUUUAGUUUGUUAUAACUUCAAUAAAAUAUGGUUUGCUUUGAUUAGUUCUAUUGAAACAGACUAGGGAGAUAUAAUUAAUACUAAAACUGUAAUAUAUAUAUAUAUAGUCCAGAUUUGUAUAUUUUUAUUGUAAAAUAGAUUUAAUAUUGUUAAUAAUAAAUAUUUCAUAGGAAGAGUAAAAUUCUUUCUAAUGAAUAUGGAUUAUAAUAAAAUAAUACCACCUUU
Molecule: messenger RNA, 1734 nt
Organism: Galleria mellonella (greater wax moth)
Lineage: Eukaryota; Metazoa; Arthropoda; Insecta; Lepidoptera; Pyralidae
Product: S-adenosylmethionine sensor upstream of mTORC1-like
Exons: 1
Coding region: 328-1281 (317 amino acids)
Biological process (GO): negative regulation of TORC1 signaling
Source: RefSeq, a predicted model, not a curated record